AUGAUGAAUUCAAAGAUAGAACAAGAACCUCAACAAUCAGUUGAAGAUUUAUUAAAAGAAUUUCAACUUUUUCCUUUUAUAUUAGAUAUUAUCUCUCGGCUUAAAGAUGAUGAGCUUGAGGUAUCUAGAGCAGUCAAUGCACUCAACGAAAAGGUAGCUAAAUCACUAAGAGUUCUUAACUCUAUACCAGGCACAAAUAGAACACUUGAAGAACAAGAAUUAUUAUUAAAAUCAUAUAAAGAUAAAUUAAGAAAGAAAAAGGAACUAAUUGCAAAACUUACAGAGGUUGAAAUGUUUAAAAAAUAUACAGAUAGCGAUGAGAAUGAACAAUCAUCAUCAUCAUCAUCAUCAAACAAUAAUAAUAUAGAUCAACAACAGGAUACAAAUAUGAUUAAUAGUGUAAAUCAAGAUAUAGAAAUGACAGAAUAA
Molecule: messenger RNA, 429 nt
Organism: Heterostelium album PN500
Lineage: Eukaryota; Evosea; Eumycetozoa; Acytosteliales; Acytosteliaceae
Gene: med9
Product: putative mediator complex subunit 9
Exons: 2
Coding region: 1-429 (142 amino acids)
Biological process (GO): regulation of transcription by RNA polymerase II
Cellular component (GO): mediator complex
Molecular function (GO): transcription coregulator activity
Source: RefSeq, a predicted model, not a curated record